AAUCCGGAUUGGAUUGGAUUGCGGCAUCCAUUCCAUUCGCAUUCCCACUCACCGUCCCCGUCGCGAUCCGCCUCGCACCAGCGGCCCACCCCCACCUCGCCCCGUCGCUGUCGCUCUCCAUCGUCGCCCUCUUCCACCUCCACCCCGCCUCUAGCUCAUCCCCUCCGGCCUUCCCCCAGCUUGGCGUAGACAGGCAAGACAGAUACAGCGGCGCUGUUUCCAAGAGAGACAGAUCGCGCUGCCCAAGAAAAGAAGCCGCGCGAGCUUCCUCCCCUCUCUCCUCCUCCGUCGACGGAUCGAUCGCCGGUUGCAGCACUAACGUCUCGCUGUUCCAUCCAUUGGAUUGGACCUGGAACCGCGAGAUCAGGAAAAACGCCUAGCAUUAAAUUCCAAGACUAAAAAAAAGAAACCAACAUUGAUUGACUGCAAUCUUGAAGAAAGGCGACAGCUUUGGUUUGAUCGGCGGCGGCCGAUCUUGGCUCGGAUGGCGCCGCCGCCGCCACCGCCGUCGCUGGACUACUGGCGGGGCUUCUUCAGCGGCGCGCGGGCGAGCAUCUUCGACUCCAUCGACGCCGCCAUCCGGCUCGCCGCCGCCGACCACCCCGACGCCCUCCGCGCGCGCCGCGACGCCAUCGCCGAGCGUCUCUACACCGCGCUUAUCGCCCUUCCGCCGCCGGAGGCGCCGUGGCUCCCUACCACGGGCCAGCCGGCGCCCAGCCUCUGCAGCUCCGACCGCGCUGAGGUCGUCACCGACGACGGCGGCGCCGCGCCGCGGAACCACAGCGAUGACGCCGUCGUCGCCGAGGCGUUCCGCGUCAAGGCUGCUCUCUCCAAUGCCCAAGAAAAGUCGGAGACCGAGUUGCUCGAGCUGCUUCAGAAGCUGCGCCAGCUUGAAUUCACGGUGGAGGCCAUCAUGGCUACUGAGAUUGGAAAAGCGGUGAAACCACUGAGAAAGCAUGCCUCAAAGCAGAUUCGGCAACUCGUCCGAUCGCUCAUUGAGGGUUGGAAGGCUAAGGUUAAUGAGUGGGUUAACGAUGGAGGUCCCAUUGUAGGUAAAGAAUGCAAGAUCAAUGUUCUUUUCACUGCCCAGUUCCUGUUCUGCUCUUGGUCAAUAUGGUCUUUGCUGAAACAAUUUACAGACCACACUCCGCAAUCAGUGGAUGCUUCUUGCCUGGAUCAGGAAGAAGGGGGUCUGCCUUCCCCUCCAAUGGACGAGGCUGCCCUGUUUGCGACACCGUGCACUUCGAUCCAGCUAUCUGAGUUCUUCGAUGAAAUGGAUGAUGAUGGAAACAUUAGAAGUGACGCCAACGAGCACAGGCAGUGCAAUAAGCCAAACCAAGAGUCAAUCAAGAAGUCACCUAUGGGCCAAUGGUAUGACCCAGAGCAGAAUUGGAAGCUAGACCCAUCUUCUGUGAAGCAAUCGCAACCGAAUGAGCCAUUCAACUGGCAAACAAAGCAACAAUCUAAUCCAGGAGCACAAGGGAAGCCGUCAAGUGCAGCAUUUGGUCCUGGAAGACCUCAGAUGAUGCAUUCGGAGACACAAGGCUCCGAAAUGAGACCAAAGCAGCAGGAGCAGGAUGUCUCGGUGGCCCAAAGAAGGCUGAAACCAACUAUGCCCAAGCAGCCAUCGCCUCGGCACGAUGAUAAUUCCGUUCGAGCAAAGCUGGAGCUUGCAAAGGAAGCCAAGCUCGAAGCUACAAAGCGCAAGCUUCAAGAGGGUUACCAAGAAUUCAACAAUGCGAAGAAGCAGAGGACAGUACUGAUGGUGGAUCCGCAGGACCUGCCGAAGCAAGGGAGCCAAAACCCGGCGCUCAGCGGCAAGGCGAGGAACAGCAACACCAACAUCCGGAAUCGGCUGGGCAUCCGUCGCUGAUCAAACCCACCCGUCGUGCUCCUCACUAAUUUUGGAUGCCCAUUACCAUCACCACCAUCCCCUGCCGAAAAAGAUGAACCCCUACCCUCGCCACCACGGGUUGCUGCUUGGAACCUGAAUGGCUGGAUGCUUCAGUCGGAGUGUUUCUAGUUCUGGUCCAGUACUGUAUACGUGCAUAGCAACGGUAAGGCUUUACUAAUGUGGAAGGCGGGAACUGAGUCGCCAGGGAUGUACAUGUGUGCUGCUGCUGCGGCCCUAACAUGUUGGGUCAUCAUAACUCUUAAGUGGCUCGUUCGCCAAACUUGUAGAGAUAAAACUUACAUUGCAUAUAUAGUGAUACUAUUUGUAGAAAGCUGCCUUAUAGCAACAGUUGUGACUUCUUGGACCUGCUUUU
Messenger RNA from Panicum virgatum (switchgrass), 2267 nucleotides. RefSeq names its product probable mediator of RNA polymerase II transcription subunit 26b. Gene Ontology annotation, cellular component: nucleus. The record is from RefSeq and is a predicted model, not a curated record. The transcript has 8 exons. The coding region runs from base 485 to 1873 and encodes 462 amino acids. NCBI's taxonomy places the organism in Eukaryota, Viridiplantae, Streptophyta, Magnoliopsida, Poales, Poaceae.